AUGGGUGAUACUCAGGAACAAAAAAAAUUGAAUCAUGAUCUACCUGUUUCAACCUCCCUUGAGCCUUGGGUUUCAAACGAAAUAGACAGAAGAAUUGGUGCAUUUUUUGCUCGCGAAGCAGGUUUUACCAGCGUUACCCCCUCUGCAUAUGAAGCGUUAGGGAAUUUACUUGGCUUAUACCUUGGCAAUAUUAUCAAAACUUCACGAGCUUAUGCCGAGCUUGCGUGUAGAGCGCAACCAAAUAUUAAUGAUGUGGAAAAAAGUCUUAAAGAUUGGAGCGUCAGAACGGGUGCGCUUGAAGAUCAUAUGGAAAAGUGUCGAGCGAAGGAAAGUUAUCACGCUUUUGCUUCAAAAUUCUUAUCAUCAUUACAGCCUACGUCAUCAGCUAUAGAAUCAUCGACUGUAUUCGUACCCGAAGACAUAAUAUUGGAAGGUGAAGAGGAGAGCUUCGACGGAUCACAUAAUAACAAACGACAGAGAAAUUCAUUUACGUCAUCGACUCAUACAUUUCGGCCGAAUUACGUACCAUUGUAUAUGCCUCCUUUCCCAAGCAAACAUUCUUAUAAAAAAACGCCAGUUUACCCGAAGCGGCAUGAAAAUGAUCCUGUAAAAUUUCGAGAAUCGAGUUUAACUCAGGUGAAAUUGGUAGAGAAAAGCCUGCGACGACUGGCAGAAUAUCACGAGGAUCCAAUGGAUCAAACCAUUAUUCAAUUGAGUAUUCCGGAUUCACCGUCUUCAUCUUCGACCGUUGUAUCUGCUAACUCUUCACCUUCAGAUUACGACAAAUCAUCUAUAUCCACGUCGAUUUCAACUUUUGAUUCGGCGAUUUUGCAUGCAAGCACUGACAAAAGUAAUCCCAUAACAUUGAACAAAUCUAUUAAUAAUAGUCUUAAAAAACGAAAGAAUGUUCAAGCAUCUUGGGAAGAGUUGAAUGAUUAA
Dentiscutata erythropus is the source of this 939-nucleotide messenger RNA. Lineage: Eukaryota; Fungi; Glomeromycota; Glomeromycetes; Diversisporales; Gigasporaceae. The record is from the annotation of a GenBank genome assembly.